This is a messenger RNA of Ceratosolen solmsi marchali, 546 nucleotides long. RefSeq names its product endosulfine alpha (gene endos). Gene Ontology annotation, cellular component: cytoplasm. The coding region runs from base 8 to 298 and encodes 96 amino acids. Lineage: Eukaryota; Metazoa; Arthropoda; Insecta; Hymenoptera; Agaonidae. The record is from RefSeq and is a predicted model, not a curated record. The transcript is spliced from 2 exons. Gene Ontology annotation, molecular function: protein phosphatase inhibitor activity.
UUAGACUAUGGCUAACGAUAUUGAGAAAUUAGAGGAAGCUAAGCUUAAAGCCAAAUUUCCAUCUGUAGAAGGUAGACCCAUAAUUGGACACUCUGCAUUUUUACAAAAAAGGCUAGCUAAAGGACAAAAAUUUUUUGAUUCUGGUGAUUAUCAAAUGGCCAAACAAAAAUCAACAGCAAAGCCUAAGCCAACUGGAGUUUUGCCAACAGGCGAUGCCAUACCAACACCUGAAACUGUGCCACAACGAAAAACAUCGAUUAUACAGCAAAAAUUUAAUACUUCGACGAGUACUUCGUAAAAUCCUUUAUUUAUUCUACCUUUUUUCUGUACUUGCAUUAGUAAAUGGUCCAAGUCAUCAAAGAUUUACGUGCCUAAAUAUAAGAAUCGUGUGAAAUAUAAAAUUUGUUGAUUCUUAAUAAUUUCUCUUUAUCUAUAGAUGAAUGGAAAUAUAGUUCGUAAUUAAUUCUUUUACAUCAUUAACGUUAAUCUUAAAUUACUUAAUUCGUACGCAAUAACAAUGAUUACAAAGCAGCAUAAAUUAUUAUA